Molecule: messenger RNA, 9537 nt
Organism: Haemorhous mexicanus (house finch)
Lineage: Eukaryota; Metazoa; Chordata; Aves; Passeriformes; Fringillidae
Gene: GAK
Product: cyclin G associated kinase
Exons: 28
Coding region: 170-4132 (1320 amino acids)
Biological process (GO): regulation of clathrin-dependent endocytosis; protein phosphorylation; positive regulation of Notch signaling pathway
Cellular component (GO): cytoplasm
Molecular function (GO): ATP binding; AP-2 adaptor complex binding; protein serine/threonine kinase activity
Source: RefSeq, a predicted model, not a curated record
GCGUUCCCGGAAGCCGCCCGGAGCUGAGGGAAGAGCGGCUGAGGAGGCAGUAGGGGAGGCAGGCGGGCUCUCGCCGCGGCUGUCGGUGGCUCGGCGGAGCCCUCCAACUCCAUCUCACUCUGCUUGUAUCUCUUCCCGUCCCAUUCAAUUGCAUUGCCUGCCGGGGGCCAUGUCGCUCUUCCAGUCCGCCCUGGACUUCCUGGCGGGCCCCGGCUCCCUGGGAGCCGCCAGCCGUGACCAGAACGAUUUCGUGGGGCAGACGGUGGAGAUGGGCGACAUGAAGCUGCGCAUCAAGCGGGUCAUUGCCGAGGGGGGUUUUGCUUUUGUCUAUGAAGCUCAAGAUCUUGGAAGUGGCAAAGAUUAUGCUUUGAAGCGAUUGUUGUCUAAUGAAGAGGAAAAGAACAAAGCCAUCAUUCAGGAAGUUUGUUUUAUGAAAAAACUUUCAGGUCAUCCCAACAUUGUCCAGUUUUGCUCUGCAGCAUCUAUAGGAAAAGAAGAAUCAGACACAGGGCAGGGAGAGUUUCUUCUGCUUACAGAGCUGUGUAAAGGACAGCUGGUGGAAUUCUUAAAGAAAGUAGAAUCUAAAGGACCUAUUUCUUGUGACACAGUUUUGAAGAUCUUUUAUCAGACCUGCAGAGCAGUGCAGCAUAUGCAUAAGCAGAAGCCUCCUAUUAUUCAUAGAGACUUAAAGGUGGAAAAUUUGCUUAUUAGUAAUCAGGGGACAAUUAAACUUUGUGACUUCGGCAGUGCUACAACUAUAGCUUACUAUCCGGACUACAACUGGUCUGCACAGAAGAGAGCAGUAGUUGAAGAAGAGAUCACAAGGAAUACAACACCAAUGUACAGGACACCAGAAAUGAUAGACUUGUAUUCAAAUUUCCCAAUUGGUGAAAAGCAGGACAUUUGGGCUCUGGGCUGUAUCCUGUACUUGCUGUGCUUUAGGCAACACCCAUUUGAAGAUGGAGCUAAACUUCGCAUAGUCAAUGGGAAAUAUGUCAUCCCACAAAAUGACACCCGCUACUCUGUGUUUCAUGAUCUCAUUCGCUCCACUUUGAAAGUGAACCCAGAGGAGAGACUGUCAAUCACUGAACUUGUGAACCAACUGCAGGAGAUUGCAGCAGCUAGGAAUGUCAAUCCUAAAUCCCCCAUCACAGAGCUCCUGGAGCAAAAUGGAGGCUAUGGAAACAAUGCUCAGCCUCGGACAUCUGUGACGUCUGUUUCACAGAGCUCCAAGCCUGCCGGGCAGCUCAACAAUUUGUACAAUGCAGGCCUGACCGUUGCGGAAUGUGACCAGACUUAUGGAGGGUUCUUUGAUAUUCUGAGGGGUGGAACAGAGCGAUUUUUCACUAAUAUUAAGGAUACAUCUUCUAAAGUUAUCCAGUCUGUGGCCAAUUAUGCAAAAGGAGACUUGGAUAUAUCAUACAUCACUUCCAGAAUUGCUGUGAUGUCCUUUCCAGCUGAAGGUGUAGAAUCUGCCAUCAAAAAUAACAUAGAAGAUGUGCGGUUGUGUCUGGACUCUAAACAUCCUGGCCAUUAUGCUGUGUACAAUCUCUCUCCGAGAACAUACAGACCUUCAAGAUUCCAUAACAGGGUUUCUGAAUGUGGCUGGCCAGCAAGACGAGCACCAAAUCUUCAGAAUCUCUAUAGCAUAUGCAAGAACAUGCAUUUAUGGCUGAAACAAGACCAGAAAAAUGUUUGCAUUGUGCAUUGCCUUGAUGGAAGAGCAGCAUCUGCUGUUGUAGUCUGUUCUUUUCUGUGUUUUUGUCGUCUCUUCACUACUGCUGAAGCUGCUGUUUAUAUGUUCAGUAUGAAACGCUGUCCACCUGGCAUUUGGCCUUCUCAUAAAAGAUACAUUGAGUACAUGUGUGACAUGAUGGCUGAAGAACCCAUUAUUCCUCACAGCAAGCCUAUCCUGGUCAGAUCAAUUGUCAUGACUCCCGUUCCGCUUUUCAGUAAGCAGCGUAAUGGCUGCAGGCCUUUUUGUGAGGUUUAUGUGGGAGAUGAGAGAAUAACCACUACCUCCCAGGAAUAUGACAAAAUGAAGGAGUUCAAAAUUGAAGAUGGUAAAGCAGUAAUCCCAUUGGGUAUAACAGUCCAAGGAGAUGUUCUCAUUGUGAUCUAUCAUGCCAGGUCAACUCUAGGAGGACGACUACAAGCCAAGAUGGCUUCAAUGAAGAUGUUUCAAAUUCAGUUCCAUACAGGCUUUGUGCCCCGAAAUGCCACUACAGUGAAAUUUGCCAAAUAUGAUCUGGAUGCCUGUGACAUACAAGAGAAAUACCCUGAUUUAUUUCAAGUCAAUCUUGAAGUAGAGGUGGAGCCCAGAGACAGGCCCAGCUGUGAACAGCCGCCUUGGGAUAACAUGAAUAUAAAGGGACUGAAUCCCAAGAUCCUCUUCUCCACCCGAGAGGAACAGCAAGAGAUUUUAUCAAAAUUUGGGAAACCAGAGUUGCCUAGACAGCCAGGUUCAACUGCACAGUAUGAAGCAGAGGCAUCCCAGUUGGAGCAGUCUUCAGAAAGUGCACCUACUGAUACAGAAUCCCCGCACAGCGGUAGUACUGAUGCAAACAACUUCUUUCACUCCCUGGACUGGAAAGAAGGAAAAACUCCAGAAAGUGGAAUAGAAGACAGCUCAUCUAAAAAUGAUUGUGUUCAGCUGUCUGAUGACAGGGAAGAGAGUGAUCCUUCAGAUGAGGAGUUCCCAACAUUUCCAGAUGAAGGAAGUGCAGUAAUUGUUGAUGAGAAAGACUCUACUCCAGAAGGAGAGUUGCUUUUUGAAGCCAGUUUUGAAGCACCAUCUGCACUGUUACAAAAAUCUCUCCCUGAAGAGAAUGUAGACUUGCUGGGACUAGACUCUGAUAUUUCAGCAGAACAGAAACAACCUAUCUCAGAAAUAAACUCGUCAUCAAGUAAUGCUGACUUGUUGAACAAUCUGUUUGUGAGCAGUGUGUCACAGGUUUCAAACGAGCACACUGGAGAUCUUCUGGGACAAGGAACAGAUUUCUUUUUCAGCAGUCAGCAUCCAGCUGCUACUCAGAGUUCAUCUUCAGCAGCAGCUGUGUCUUCAGCCGAUCCAUUUGACCCAUUCACAAUGUCGUCAAGCUCAGAGAAUCAAGCCCUGUCUGGUCCAGACCUCUUUGGGGACUUCCUUAAUCCAACCUCAACAUCUACAGCUAAUACAGUUCCUUCCACACAAAGUUCACUUCCACCUUCUUCCAGCUCAGAUUUCUUAAAUUUAGGCAAUUUAACACCAGAGCCACCUAAAAUAUCAUCGUCUACAAGCCACCCAGAUCUCUUAAGUGGGUGGGAUUCUUGGGCAGAUUCCUCAAAAACCAGCAAUGUAGCAUCACCACAGCUGAAGCCUGUUUGUGAAGGCCAAGUUUUUACCACCGGAAGCCAGUCCAGUGUGUCUUCAGGUUUGUCUUUUAGCCAGGCGAAAGCUCAGAACUUUGAUCCUUUUGCUGAUCUUGCUAAUCUGGGAUCUGGUCUUCCAGGUUCAUCCACUGGUGGACUCUUGGGUAGUGGAUUUAGUCAGAAGACUGCUCCAUCUCAGAAGCUAGGAAGUCAGUGGCAGAAAUCCUCCAAACCACAAAGUACUUCAUGGCAGUCCCAAACUAAGUCCAGCACAGCAGCUAAGCCCAACUACACAGUAAACUUCAGUGUUAUUGGGGGACGAGAAGAAAGAGGAGUCAGAGCACCAAGCUUUGGUCAGAAGCCAAAAGUUUCAGAAAAUGACUUUGAGGAUCUCUUAUCUAAUCAAGGAUUUUCAGCAAAAUCUGAUAAAAAGGGACCAAAGACAAUUGCUGAGAUGAGAAAACAAGAGAUGUCUAAAGAUAUGGACCCCUUGAAACUCAAGAUUCUUGAAUGGAUAGAAGGAAAGGAGAGAAAUAUCAGAGCAUUAAUAUCCACUCUACAUACAGUGCUUUGGGAAGGAGAAAAUAAAUGGAAACCAGUCAGCAUGGCAGAUCUAGUAACUCCUGAACAAGUAAAGAAAUACUACAGGAAAGCAGUGCUUGUGGUUCAUCCUGAUAAGGCCACAGGACAACCCUAUGAGCAAUAUGCCAAAAUGAUCUUCAUGGAAUUGAAUGAUGCAUGGUCAGAGUUUGAAAACCAGGGAUCAAAGUCCCUUUUCUGAAACUUCACCUUUCACAGAACUGCUUCCAGAAACUGAAGCUGAUCAUUGUUAUGACUUUAUUGCGCCUGAGAUUUAUGAAGCGCUUUUCCACAAUUUCAGCACAGUUUCUAGUUAUGCACUUACAUGUGGGGAUGUAUUUUGUAAGAUGUAGAGUACAAAGCAUUACAUAGAUGCAUUAAGAAAAAAGCUGCUGAAGAAAUCACAGUCUGGGAGUAAAGGUUUCUCUUCAGUUUUGUAUAAGAAAAAUAGAAUUUGAAUGAAGCUAAGUAAUAAGUGAUAGGCUAGUAUUAGUUAUAAAUCAUUCCAACUUAAUUGAUUUUUGCUGUACCUCUACCGUCCCAAAUUUGUCUGUUACUUCGAGUAGUUUUGUGAUUCAGUUUUGAUAUUUGGUGCCUGUCGCCUUCUUCAAAGUGCUUUAGUUAGCAGCAGUAAAUUUGCUUGGCUUGUCUCAAACCUAAGGGUGUAUAUUUUCAUCUGUAUUUUAUAUAAUCAAUCUGAUAAUCAUUCUGUAAAUAAUGUUUUCUGGUAAUGUCUGUGUUCCUUACAAUGGAGUAACAGUUGUUUAGCCAAAAAGACAGCACAUGUGGGAAAGUCAGACAGGGUUGUUCUGGAUUUUAUUUUUUCUUUUUACUUUUUUUUUUUUUACAUAUCAUGAAUCUAAAAAGAAAUUUUGACUCUGAGGUCUGCAUGUUCCUGCUGUUUUGUUUAUUUAUUGCAGUAGUCUGACCUGUGCUUAUUUUCCUAGUUCUUUAAAUGGUGUCUUUUGCUUCUGAAUUCAGUGGAACUUUGCUUUCAUUGCACUUCAAAUACUCUGAUAGAAACAAUUUUACUCUGAAACUUGAAGUGUAAGCACAAACCUUUUACUGUGCUUUGAUUUGUCUGAGUAUUAAAUCACUCAUUAUCAUCUGAUGAGCAUUUAAAGUGCUUUAACAAACAUUUUGCUGCAUGUUUGAACCUGUGUAUUUUUGAGAUACGCAUGGCAUCAGUGCAUGUGAAAACAUGGCAUGUCUUGGUGUACUGUUGACUUUCUGCUCACCUAUUUCCAUGCACUGCUUAGUGCAAGAUGAGUAGAGACACAGCUUGGUAACAAAACUUGCCAUGUUUUCUCAUCCCUGUUCAGAAGGCACUUUUUCACUAGUGCUGGGGUGGAUGAUGCAAACAACCAAUGACUGUUAUACUCUGUGUAAUAACAAAAUGAAAUUUUCAUAUCAAGUUUGAAAAUGUUGAAAAUUAGUGCUGAGCUAUUAAAUCUUCAGCAGCAGUCUCCUGAAACCGGACAGUUGGGCAUCCAAGGGGAUAUUUUGAUCACUUGCCUUUUUGUACAUUUUGCAUGCUUAACUGAGAGGAAAGCUGUAUUAUUAGCAGAGAUAACUGUUCAGCUGAGCAACUUCUGAACAGGAAACAUGAGAUUCUAAUGCCACCUGUAAGGUGCAUUGGAUGAGAUUUUCCACUGCUGCGCCAGCCCAAGAGCUGCUGAACACUUGCAAAGUCUAGUCUCUAGCUCUGAUACAACACAGUUACUUAUUAACCUCUGAUCAAAGGUUUCAUUUGUGUAUAUUUGCAUAUAUAUUUAGCUGCUGUGAUUUUUCUUUUUUUUUUUUUUUUGGUGAAGCUAGGAUCAGUUAUGAAUCAGGAAGGUUAUGUAUUAUUCAUAGCUGCUGUUGUAUUUUAGUUACUGCUUUGAAGCAGUCUUAAAUCUUAGUAGAUAUCUUUAUAAAUGUAUGUAACUUGCUGUCUGAUUUAAAGUAAGAGUUAAUCUUUUUUCCUUUGGAUACUUCAUUAAUUCUCUGUGUGUGUGUGUUCUUCAACCAUGGAAAUUAAAGGCUUCUGCUGGUAGGAUAGGUUUGUGGGAGACCUUUUUACAGUUCUAGGGCAAAUACUAUCUAGGAAUAGGUUUAAAAAGAAAAGCACAAAUUUAUAAUGACUUUGUAGUGCUAUAUACAAGUAAGAGAUAAAGCAUUUUUAAGGGGACUGCUUAGAAUAAGGAAGGACUGCUUUAAAAACCCAUGUUCAUUCAGCAUGUAUAGGCAACUUAAUUUUAAGGCAUACAUUUUUAAUUGCUCUUUUCUCAAAAUAUGUGUUUGAAAAAUUAAAACAUGACAGUUGGGAGGAAAAGAUUUUCUUCUGCUUUGUAUAUUUGGUUGUUUUCUGGAUGAUGUCUACAUUAAGCUUUUAAAAAUUUCUCUAGUCUUGCUUGCAAAAUUUUCUUGGAACACCAGAGAAGAACCUUAGAUGUGAUUUUAAUUAGCAGAAAAAACAUGAGUGCAGGUAUUUUACCUGGAACUGAAGAUCUCUUGAAAUUAGCUCUCUCUUUUAAAAAUUAUGGAAAUUCAAGAAGUUUGGCUAUGGAUUCUUCCAAGAGCCAUUACAUAAUUACUGAAACUUCUGUUGGAUUGACAGAGCUGCUCAGCUUAUUUUAUGGCUUAGUCAGCUCUAGUUCUGUGGGGGAACUGGCUGAUUUCUCUGUCUUUCUCCUUUCUACAUAAUUGAAUUUUGCUGCUAAGAAUCUGGGAGAAGCUUUGUUUGGUAAACUGAUAAAUCUUGACAACGAAACUAUUUGGGGUAGGGUGUUUUGAUUUUGGUUUUAUUUUUUGUCACUGUGCCAUUUCUCUGUGUUACAUACAAGAAUGUGCAAACAAUGGGGAUUUCAUAAAGAUUCUGUAAGCAAACUGUAACUUGGAAAUUAAAAAAAAGUUCAAGUGGUGAAUAUGAACAUAAUAAAUGGAAGUUUUGUUUUCUGUGCAACACAAAGCAGCAUGAGGACCACCAAAGGUGUUUCUUAGUGUAAGGCUUAUAUAUUAAGUACAAGAACCUGGGAGGAGGGAAGUUAAAGUAUAUUUCAUAUAAUUGUGUAUUGAGUCUUAAUGUUGCUUUAGUAGGAGAUGGUAAUUUGGAAGAAAAAAGUCCAGCAGUUUUAUGAAUUCAUCUUAAAACACUAAUAAAAAAUGGUAGACAAUCUGGGAUUGAGGGCUUUUCAAACUUUUGAUUUGUACUUGGUAGUUAAUUGUCUGUCUGCUGUAUGAACUAGGAGUGCACUCAAAUGACACACAUAUUUCACUGUAGUUGUGUUCUUAGUGUCUACAAACUGAAAAGCUUUUAGAGCAGGCUUCAGAAAAAAAAUAUUAAUCAGAGACUUGGCUGGAUUCUCUCUUUUCUUAAAAUGUUUAUUUUCUAUUCAUGUUAGUUGCUCAUUGCACAGUUAAGUUUUGAAGUGUUGAAGCCACAACCUGAAAGCUGAACUUUAUAUCUGCUUCUGCUGGCUGUGAAGCUUGAAGGUGAGGUCACCAGGUGUUACCUGCAGGCUGAUAUUCUGCAUGCAUGCAUGUACUCCAGGGAUUUGCAUGAGGCACUUGAGGUUCUCUUAUGAAGCACCUCCUCGACUCUUGCAGCAAGUCAUGGUGCCUGCUGGCCCGCGUUGGUUGUUCCUCUGUCUGGUAACAACACCUGACUAAUAUCAUGUAUUGUUUGCAGUCUACCAGGGCUCACUUUACAAAAGUAAGUAGGCUGAGAUGGUUAGUGCAAGAAAAAAGGGAAAACAGCACAAGAUAGAUAACAGGAAGAGUAGAGAAAAACACCAGGGCUCUAAAGUACAUCUGAAAUAUUGUUUUCUAAUUCUCUCUCCACUGACCUAUUGCUGCCUACCUCAGCUAAAAACAGGUUUAGACUGGUAGAGAGAACCUGGUUUGCAGCCUGCUUUCCAUCCCUUUUAGAACACUGCUGACUGACUGUUAACAAGUUGGAGUACCAAGUCCUUAGCUUUUUUUUCCCCCCAAAGUUUAUAUAAAGCAGGUUCAAAAAAUGUUUGGGCAGGUUUCCACUAUUUUUUUUUAAUUACAAAUUACUUGUGUUACAUUGCUGUUAGAUCUGGAGAGUCCAGCAAAAUAGCUUUCAAAACAGAGAUGUAUGAAGAAGAAUUGGUGUUAAGAGUGUGUGUGGCUGGAAUCUGCCUAAUAGAAACAAAUGAUGUAUUUUAACUGGAGGAAAUCAGUUGGUGUCUUCAACCUCAGGCAUGUCUUUUUGGUGUUUUCUAGUGCUGUCAGAGUUCCUUAGGAGCAGCAAAGAGUGUUCGUGGUUAGUUAGACAUAAAGCCUGGAAGGAAAAGGUCCUCAGCAUUGUUAGCUGGGUCAAGUUCAGCUAUUUUUCUAAUCAGUGGUAGCUUCUUCAGCCAGUACAGAACAGAAAACCUCCAAAAGCGCUGAUGAAGUACAUUUCCUUGGAACAGUGGCAGAGUCAGGGUAACUAGUGAGGGUAACUAGUGCUCAUGAAAAAUGCCUUGUUUUACCUCCAUGUUCUUGGUAAUUCUGGACAAUUCCUCCCAUUUUUUCUUGUCAAGCACAGAGCAACAGUUGGUUUGUGAAAGCUACAUGCACAAGGUCAAUUUUUUGCACAAACCAAAGCGGAGUUUGAGUAUAACAGAAAUCUCAUCAGGCCUUUGGGGCUGCUGGGUUCUGUGCACCAUUCCACUUUCCGAGGCCAGACUGCAGUUUUCCCAGCAGUGGCAGUGUUUGCAUACUUGCUGGCAGCUGCACUCACUGCUGCUCACAGAAGUGUUUUCAGGAAUAGCAUAAGUGUGGAAACCUUGUCGCUCCUUAGCUGUGUCCUUAAUUGUCUAAUAAUUGCAAUGUAACGGCUGCUUUGUAAAUAAGUUAAAAUUAUUCUUGUAUGACUCAGUUGACAUUUUCUGUCAAGAACCUGCAGGUGAUUGACCUGCGAAAGCUGUAAAAGGAAUGUAUCAUUUCCCACCCUUGAGCCUGUCCCUGGUGCAGAGCAGCUCUCGCACCCAGAAGCUCAAUGACGAGGAGCUGAGCUCUGGUUCUGAACUUGAUGAAUCUUGCAAUGCUUGCUUACUCUCUGUUUGGGUGAGCUUAUUGUGAACUGCAGCUUAGACUGCAUUAGGCUUCCAGCAUAUGCUCCAAAAAUACUAAUUCAGUACUUUUUAUGAAGGAUACAUGUUGUCAUAGAAGCUUUUAUUACCAAAAGGGGAUUAAGAGGCAUUGUGGGAACUCCCAAAACUCUAGUGGAAUGUACUGUAUAUUUGCAAUGUAGAUUUCUAGAAGUGAUUGUCAUCUCUCAUAAGGUCUUGGCUUUCUCUGAAGUCCUUAUUGUAUUUACCUGUAGUUGUGAUUGUACUUUGAAUACCUGUGUUUUUUUCUGAUUUGGAGUGUGUGGAAUGACAGAACCGACACUCAGUUCCUGGUUUUGCCAUCUUUCAGGAAAUGCAAUGUACUGUGUAAUUUUGCUACUAGUGAAAUGAAACUUAUACCUGUAUGUAUAUAAGGUAAAAUAGUCAAAUUAAGCCUUGUUUAAAAGUAGAUUUAAUGUUUGGUACAACGUCCUUGAACAGAAUAUUUUGCUUUGAAAUGUAUUACAAUUUAACCAGUGAUCAAUUAAAACAAACAAAAUAA